Messenger RNA from Papilio polytes (common Mormon), 977 nucleotides. RefSeq names its product calexcitin-1-like (gene Scp2). Gene Ontology annotation, molecular function: calcium ion binding. Lineage: Eukaryota; Metazoa; Arthropoda; Insecta; Lepidoptera; Papilionidae. The transcript has 7 exons. The coding region runs from base 66 to 620 and encodes 184 amino acids. The record is from RefSeq and is a predicted model, not a curated record.
CUGCCGACUACGCUGCCCGCCUCGCCUCCAAGGUUAUCUGUUCAGCUGAGAAAUAACGAAUAAAAAUGUCGAUCUCCGAAUUCAGACGGAAGAAGCUGCUCUACGUUUUCAACGUGUUCUUCGAUGUCAACCAGAGUGGAACCAUUGAAAGGAAGGAUUUCGAAAUUGCCAUUGAAAAAGUAUGCAGUCUUCGUGGAUGGAAGCCGGGAGAUGCUAAGCAUACUGAGACUCAUGAAAUAAUGAUCAAGAUUUGGGACGGGCUGCGGAAGAGGGCUGAUUCCAAUAAAGAUGGACAGGUUUCCGUGGACGAAUGGGUGUCCAUGUGGAAUGACUACGCUCUGAACCCGUCAGCGGCUCUCAAGUGGCAGCAGCUGUACUGCCACUUCAUGUUCCAACUGGAAGAUGCCAGCGCUGAUGGCUCCAUUGAUUGUGACGAGUUCACCACCGUCUGCUCCUCCUACGGUAUCGACCCUAAGGAGUGUAAGAUGGCUUUCACUAAGAUGGCCAAGGGCAAGGCAAACGUGUCGUGGGAAGAAUUCCAAGAAUUGUGGAAGGAGUACUUCUCUACUGAGGAUCCGAAUGCCGCUGGCAAUUUCAUAUUCGGAAGAACCAGCUUCUAAAAUCGUCGCCGUCAAUAAAUCCCUUAUUGGACCUUGAUGAGCAUAAUGUACCGUCUCAUAUAUCUCAUUCUACGAUAUUUCUCUUCGGCUUACGAGGUAUUUUAUGAAACUCGACGGACAAGGUUAUAGUCAAAUUUUGAAUGUAACUUUUAUCUCUUUAUGUGCGAUACCAAGUUUUGUGUAAAAGAAAUUACACCUUUAAAUGUGUCCGUGUUACAUUUUUCUUCAUAUUAGUAAAUCAAUAGAUGUAACUUUAAACUUUGAAUCAAUUUUAAACUAUUUCAAGCUCAAACUUUUCCUAUCAUUCUGAAUUUCUUAGAAUAUGCGCUACAACGAACGAAUUGUUCCCUUUUCUAA